UUAGGGACAGUAUUGGAAUUGGAAGGAUAGCGGAAAAAAAUGGCGAAAGCGCCGAAAUUGCAGUGAUGCACAGUGCCUAUCCAGAACGUGAUCAGUAACCCCACAAACAAAGCCUAAUGCAUCGCUUCCCAAUAUCCAAGGGCAUAUCCGUCCAACUAUCCACACAAUUCAAAUUUUGUAUCGUUACUAGUCGUUACACACUUCUAUUACCCCCUCACAGCUCCCGGUGCAACAAAACAAACAAAAUGAGCAAACCAAUGGUAGCAUUAUUAGACUUUCAAGUUUAAGCUAUUUUACGAGUAAAUUACGAUUUCUUGUAUAUUAAAUAUAUCAAUUAAUACUUCAUUAGAAAGGGAAAAUGCAAAGUUGAUGAAAUUGAACGCGAAAACCUAAAAUGGAAAGUAAUGCUGGUAUGUGGAAGCAAAUGGAAAUAGAGAACCAAGAGUUUGUUGAAGAUGAAAUUGACAUGAGUUAUGAGUUUGAUGCUCCUUGCUUCUUCGAUUUCACUGCGCAAGAAACUCUGCUUCAAUCUCUACGAGCUGAACGCUGGUUCCAUACUGCAACAACCUAUGAUCAUUCUCCUGUUGUGGCAAAUCUAUUGAUGACAGAGGAGGUUCCGGUUACAAAUACAAGCAUUGUUCAUCAUCCCAAACCUAAUUUUCUUCAGCAUUUUGGUUCGAAAUCAAUGUGUGGGAAUGGCAAAAUCUCUGGAUUAUUAGGAGAAGUUCACCAAAAUGUUGCUACUCAACCACCAGGAAUGGUAUUUAAUAGCAAGACAAUUGGUGAAAGUUUGAAUUCUAAAGUUAAAUAUGCGGCGAGGAAGGGUCCAUCAACGCUGAUGAAACCUACCGCUAGUCACUUGGCUAAGCAAAAUCGGCCCCUUCAAUUAGUUGGUUCAAGGUUUCAAGCUCAUAAAAAGGAGAUCAAUUUAGCUAACUCUACUAUGAUAGAGAAUCAAGCUGCCAAGCGGCAGAAGUUAGAGGGUGGUGGUCUCUUGCGCAAGGUUGAUGAUGUGAAGCAGCAACCUAAUUUUGUCCACAAGGCACCUAAGAAGAUUACUGGUCAAAACUCUGGACAUUCCAGGCUUAAUGUUACUCUUCCUAGAGAGACUGACAUAGAAACAUCUCAUACGUCACAAAGGAUUAGACCCAAAAAUGGUGCAGAAGCAGAACUCACGACUCGGGCGGUACCCAAGUUCAAAGCACGGCCGUUAAAUAGAAAAAUUCUUAAUGCUCCUUCAUUACCAAUUCCCAAAAGGACCCCUGUCCGGUCACCAGAAUUUCAAGAAUUUCACCUCAAAACAUUGGAGAGGGCCGUGCAGCACAAAUCUUCUACUUCAUCAUAUACACUUCCGUGCAAAGAUUCUGAUCAGGAUUCGGACAAACAUCCUACUGCUUCUGCUCCACAAAAUAGAAUCUGGAAUUUGAGAAGGCCAUUCGUGACGAGUGCUCCAAAGAACAGUGUAUUGGACAGUGGACACGAAUUUAAAGCCCGGCCAUUUAAUAAGAAGAUACUUUCAAGUAAAGGAGAUAUUGGUGUUUUCCGCAACAUUAAGCAGGAAGUCACUGUGCCUACGGAAUUUAAUUUUCGUACAGAAAAGAGGCUUCAGCAUAACCCACCACCAACUGAUCUUUUUAGUAAGCAGUUGUCCCUAAGAUCCGGAGACAAGGCAACUAUGUUCAGCAAGGAUUUGAAAGAAAAUAUCGGAACUUCUUUUCAUCUGGCCCAAAAGAUGCAGGUAAAACCCUUUAUAUUUGGAGAAAAGCAAAUUCAUAGUGGGAGUGAGGGUUGCAUCAGUGAAGUUGGUACAAUAUUGAAUCCAAGGAGCUUGGGAAUACGGUGACAGCAAGUUUGCAACUAAAACAGACAUUUUUGCUACAAGACUUAGUUGUGCACACCUGGAUUUUUCGGGUUAAUUUGAAAGCAUACAGAGAUAUAGAUAUGAUCGAGUCUAAUAGCUCUACCAUUUUUCUGAGAUUGUUCUUUCUGUACAAAGAACAUACAAAAGUUACUUUCGUAGCACAGAUGUGAGAAUAGACUAUGCAUCACCUUUGUCUUGUACAAAUACUCCUAAAAUGUGGAACUCUUGAUUCUUUAAUAGUAAAGUUUAUUAAAAUAA
Messenger RNA from Lathyrus oleraceus (garden pea), 2119 nucleotides. Its product is annotated as protein TPX2. Gene Ontology annotation, molecular function: protein kinase activator activity; microtubule binding. Gene Ontology annotation, cellular component: nuclear microtubule; spindle. Gene Ontology annotation, biological process: activation of protein kinase activity; mitotic spindle assembly; regulation of mitotic spindle organization. The transcript has 18 exons. The record is from RefSeq and is a predicted model, not a curated record. NCBI's taxonomy places the organism in Eukaryota, Viridiplantae, Streptophyta, Magnoliopsida, Fabales, Fabaceae. Bases 395 to 1843 code for a protein of 482 amino acids.